CGCCGCUUGCGCUAUUUCUAUAAUGUCUGAAAUUCUGGAGGAACUCGCUGCCCAUGGAUUUGAAAUUGUCAAGGAUGAGAGCGGUGAAACUUUGGUCAAAUUGGUUUUCAUGGAUGAAAAUGAUGAGGCAACUGGAUACGCACUAGUUAGCCCCGAAGAUGCCAAAAGAAUACUCUCCGGCCAAGCUACGUUGCAAAAUGUGCUGGAUGACGAGGGGAAACAAGUCCUAACAUUGACUGCUGUUGAAGCUGAAGAUCAGCCAAAUCAGCAGGAGCCUGUCGCUCCUCAACCCGAGCCAGGCGGACCAGAUGAUGAACCCACAGUGGGAAUAUCGGAUCAGACGGGUUCGCUUGCUGUCUCAAAAGCACAACCAACCACUCAGUCAAACCCACUUCCCACGGGGAACGGGACGAUGGAGGUGAUCGAGCCCAACUCCACCGAGGCUGUACCGACCCCUGUGGAUAAAGAAAGCACGGCAGAUGCUGCGCAAGGUGAUACCAGCGUGGAGCAGUAUAUUCUCAGCGAACAAACUGCCAUUGUGGAUAACAAACCAACACAACUUGUCACUCUGAUGGAUGCUCAGGGCCAAGUUCUUGAUCAAAAACAUGGGGAAGCCGGCGAACAGGUCGUUUUAGAAAUGCAUGGACAGAUGUUCUCGUAUGAAUUGCAAGGUCCAUCCGAGAACGGCGAACCUAUCACAUCUACGUUGCUGGUGUCCUCAGGCGACGCGGAUGCUGAAGCUUCGGAGGGCACAGCCACUCAGCUUUCAGAGAGGGACACUUCAAGCGCGACUGCUUCCGGCAAUUGGGUUGAGCAGCCUGCUACCUCUUCCGCAGCAGAUGAAACGGGAGAUGCUCCCCCCGUCGGUCAACAGUUUACAUUGACUGAAGCGGUAGCCAUGGUGGACGGCGAAGCGCUUCAGACGGUCAUCCUUACGGAUGAAAACGGAAAUGUUUUGGACCAAAAGCAGGGUCGAACGGGUGAACAUGUGAUCAUCGAAAUGAGCGGCAAUUCGUUGGAAUAUGUUUUUCUGGGUCCCACGGAGAACGGCGAACCUAUCACCACCACCCUGGUUGUUACGACGGACCCCGAUGUUGCUGAACAUACUGAGGCAUCCGGUGCUGAGCUUAGCGAAGCCGUUACCACAGUGUCCAAUUGGUGUCCUACCGGAUUGCCAUCAGAAUUCUACUCUAUUCUAUGUCGGCAAGUUGAAUCGAUUGUGGCCACAAGAAUACCCCAGACUGAGGACGGGACAGCUUUCUACCAACCGGAACCAUAUCAUCGUAAACUCGGAUCACUUCCAACUUAUCACCAAAUGACAAACCUGGCAGAGAACUAUCAAAUCGGUGCUACUCACGGCGAAACGUUGGAACGCUACGAAGAACUGCGCAAUUUCGCGAGAAUUUACCGCCCAUCUGGUCCUCAAUCCAGGGCCUUGACAAAAUAUGAGAUUGCAAUGAACGAAGCAGCUGCACAGCUUUGUCGUUACCAGCCAGGCUUACUAUUUCACAAACGAGAAUUGUUUCAUUUGGCCAAGGAAACUGUGGAACAUUCACAAACGAUACUCAACUCUGAACGGCGAUUAAUUCACCAAGGUCAAGAAACUGCCACUCAGUUUCAGCAUUUAGCACUACAAAGCCAAGCCCAGGUUGUAAAGUCUGUUCCACCUACUUCGGCAGUUCGUCCACAACCGCCACGAGCUCUCCAGUCUGCAACAACAACAGCAGCGGCACCUCCGCCGCCUCCUCAGCCUUCACCAGCGACGGCUGCUGUUGGUGGACGUGUGGCAAGCUCACAGUUGGCUUUGUUGGAAUCCCGCGGACUGUCGGGUAUCAAACCACAAACUGUGGGUAUGAAUUCCACUGGUAUUCCUACGUUCUCCGCACCCGUUGCGGGUGAUGCUUCCUUGGAACCAGGUACCACAGUUCCCCCUCAACCGAUGACAGAGACAGCGAUCACGGGCGCAGCUGGAAAGCCUCGCGCGCCUCUGGGUGAUAACGGCAUGAACUACUAUCCAUCAAUGCCGCUCAUGAAACGUGACACAAUAUGCAAGCUCACUACGGCACAAGAUGAAGCUAUCCGAGCAUCUGCUUUGGACCUCAUCCUUGACCUUCCCCGCUACGAUCUCAAAUCGAGAAUUGACUGCACGAAUAUUGAGUUGGCCUGUUGGGAACAAGCCAAACAGCUUGCCGCGCAAACAGAUUUGCCGAUUGACUCCACCACCAGCGAGAAUGCGGCCGGACUACACGCCGCGAUCAGUGCCUUACUAACCAAUGAGAAACGGGUCAACUCCGUCCGUGACUCGGCUGCUCUGUAUGGUCGUCCUCCGGGAGUGCCUCAAAUCAACGCUGCUGGCCUAUCUCGUUCGUCCGCGAUAUCGGCCCUAAUUCCAUACGAGGUGGCCUGUAACGAAGCAGCUGCCUAUCUGACUGCCGCUGUACCUCAGCUUUUAACUCACCGACGUGAACUGUCCGAAUUAGCGAAGAAGGUUGUACGUAAUUCCGGCUGUUUGUUCACGAACAGUUCUGCAGUGGAUAAGUUAGCUGUUGGUGGUGGUGUCUAUCGAUUUUAUUGUUCUGAUCAGUUGCCGGAACUCGAUUUGUCCGCUGCAGACCAGUUGCUGACCGAUCCCCUUGAUCGAAGCGAUUCACCUGAUUCAGGAUGCUGCCUAAAUGGUGGAGAUGCAGAGCCAGAAAACGUAAUUGCAAGCUUUCAGACUUUGGCACUGUCCUGUGAAGAAUGCAACAACGUUAUUGAUGAUGUAACCAUCUACACCUCGACCGGAACAGACUCCUUGAAGAAGGUUCGAAUCUUGAAUCUCAGUGACUGUGGCUUCACCGGCAUGAUCCCGAUGCAUCUUAACCAAUGUCCGAAUAUGAUUGAACUAAAUCUCUCGGGCAACGCGCUGUCCGCAUUCCCUCGAUGCCUGCAUCUCCCAAAACUGAAGCGGUUGAAUCUACGUAACAAUCCUCGUUUGCAAAAUCCAAAUCCAUCCACGGGAUUGGUCGAACCACCUUUGGUAGAGCAGUUCCCCAGGCUCGUGUCGGUCGAGUUGGAUCCGCCUUUGGUCCUCUCUCGUCAAGCUCUGGCUUGCUUGUGUCCCUACUUGAAAACUAUUAAUGGCGAGGAAUUUACGGAAGAACCUACCGAAGAGACGAUUAAGGCAAUUCAAACAGUCAAGCAUCAACUGUCCACUUUGAUCUAUUCAAAAUGGGAAGAUGACAUUGCCGGUUUUUAUAAGAAGGGCCUUCCUAAACGCGACACGAUCCGAGUAAUUGAAACUCUCGUACUACACGCUGUCAAGCGCAGCGUGGACGUUGGCAACCCCUUUGCUCAUUGCAAGAGCAUUUUGGCAAGGCGUGUUGCUGAGGACUUUCUGUCUCCUAAAAUGUUGGACGAUGAUGUGGAGGACGAAGCCACGGAGCGCCUGCAGCGCAUUAGUGAGAUGAGUGAUGAAGAAGAAAUUCGAGACAGUGACAGCGAAGUUGACGUUGACGAACAGGAAUCCACUCGUGGAGCUACACUAGAAGAGAGCAGUGCUUUGGAAAGCGAAACCAUGGCGCUGGAUGAGAGGGACUCUUCCAGCUCCCUUGUGAAAACGAAGGCUAUUCCUUCUCGAAGGUCCAAAAAGGUUAAUUCAGAGUUCACCGAAGCAUCCGUUGCCGAACGCGAAGCCGAAGCAGCGGCUGCCAACCUAACCCUAUUACCUGAUGAACCUCCAGACCGUCUGAUCAAUGUAGUCGGACAAGCUUUACGUCAUGGAAAGACGGUUGUUUACGCAGUCAUUAGGACAGCAGCACGUCAGCCAGAUGGCGAACUCAUCCCCGUCGGAGGCGGUCUCGGUAUUACCAGUAGCACAAUGCCUCCGGUCACAUCUACUUUCCCGACUUUAUCGUCUGUGCCAGAACCCACACCUGAAUUGAGUAGCACCGUCAUUCAGACACAAUAUGAAGACGAAAUGUUCAGUGACGAACCUAGUCCCGUUGCUGCGUCUGUUGAUGAAGCUGCUCCAGUCGCCCAACCGACGUCAAUACCACGUCACAAGCCCGCACCAAAGUCGGUAAAGUUGGCAGCACAACGUAAACAAGCACUUGCACGGAAGAAAACACAGCCAAAGACUGACUUAUCGCAGCAAAGCUCGCCAGUUGCUACUCAGGACACUUCGUUACACACUAGGCGACCUGGUCUACUGACGCGACCUACUGCCGAAGCUAAGAAACCUGGUCGGAACAUACCGAAAAUUCUCCCGAGAACUCCCACCAAGCCUUUGCCUAAACCCCCGCCACCCCCAAAGCCGCCUGUAGUUAAGACACCUGUGUCAAAGCCACCUGCACAAAAAACCCCAAAGACCUCCACAAACAAGGCGAAACCUUCUGUGACCAAGUCUCUCCCACCAACAGCGGCCGUGUCAUCAGUGGGGCCUGUAUAUACGGUCCAACAGAGACGUCUGUUGCCAUCUGACUACAUCAUUCGUCCGUCACAAUCGGAAUCCCAACCAGCAUAUGUGGUGCCCAACAUCCUAGCACAAACGAAGCUUGCUGGCGUUUCUGCUGUUCCCACUGUUCCGGUAUCGACUGCUCCUCCCUCUGCCUUCUCCACUUCCGAUGUUUCCACCGCUGCCCCUGCCCCUGUUGCCCCCACUCAUGUUCCUACUGCUCCUGCCCGUGCGCCCACCGUCGCCGCUUGCACUCCUGUUCCAGCGCGGGUGCCUACUACCCCUUCUGCUUCUCCCACAGCUGCUACUCCUAAACGCAGCCCUGUUUCAACACCACGUCGCGGACGUCCGCCGGGUUCGCAGUCAGUUGCCAAGAAGCAAGCUGCAGCGGAGAUAGCUGCUAAAGAAACUUCUUUCCUGCUGGAAAACGUGCGCAUUCCUCCUCCACACGCACCUCCCCCAUCAACUAUGCGUAUGUCUACGCGGGACACUAAUCGUUUGAAGCGAUUUAGUGUCUACGGUGUGAUAGACACUGCCGCCGCACUCGCUGGUGACGAAGACGCUCUAAUAGCAGCUGCUCUCGCCGUAGAAGAAGAACAAGAGGCAAAUGCCGCCAGAGAAAUAUUGGAGUCAGCUGUUGUACUCUCAGAGCAGGAUACUGCGAUAGCUGAGGCCGCAGUGGCCAAAGAGAAAGAAAACGCUUCUGUCGUAGUGAUCGGUGCCGACACAGGUGGGUGGAUUGUGGCUGACAAACCGUCACCAGCUAAGCAACAGGCUCCCACACAAGUGGAAGUACCUGAUGACACGAGGAAACGUAGACGCCGCACUUUACCCACGCCAUCUCGGGAAGAUGUGGAAGAUGCCGAUUUCAAUCCCUAUUCGCCUGCUGCUGGCAGGAAACGUGCGUCUAAGGCACUGUCACCAAAACCAUCUUCUGAACCUAAACGAGCGGCUAUCGCUUCAUUUACGCAUGAACCUCCUGAACGGGCUGCACAAGAACCCAAGAAAGACAUCAAGAGUUUGACACAGCUUGGCUCGGUUGUGGACUAUGAUCCUCUACACUUCAUUCGCUGUCAUGCUCGAGACAAUGAUCCGCUGGACUGUGACACAAAGGUUUGGCGGUGCGCAUUCGAGCCGAGUGUGGACGAUCCGACCAAUGAAACGUCUAAUGUGGUAGCUACAUGUGGUGGCGAAUGCGUCUGUCUUAUUGAUUGUCGAUCGGGACGUGUAAUGAAACGAUUCAAACAUUUGGGUGAGGAAUUUUAUUCGCUUGCUUGGACGACGGUAGAAAUGGCUGCUGGACACAAGACCAAUUUGUUGGCCGCUGCUGGAAAACUACGGGAAAUUCGCCUCCUACACCCUGAGCAGUUGGUCUGCUAUGCGGAAAUGCGUGGUCACAAAGAUGAUAUCGCCUGUAUGAUAUUUCAUCCGGAAAAACCGACCAUCCUGUUUUCAGGCGACUCCAAGGCGUCGGUUCUCGUUUGGGACAUCGGUAUUCCUUCGGCUCCGGAAUAUCGUACUCGUCAUCAACUACUGAUGCGUUUGGCCUGUCCACGACGCAAUCUGAACCCAGUGCUAAAUCUGAUUUUCCUGCCAAAGUUUGAUGCACUGCUCGCAGGCUGUGAAGAUGGUGUGUUCAUGUGGUCGUUGCCGGAGUUUCGGCGUGAGAAACAUAACGAAGAAAAGGAACCGGACCUCGAACUUAAAAUCCCGACUCGUCGCGAGCCUUGUUUUGACGGUUUGGCGAAGCUCACUGAAAAUCUGGUCGUCGUCAAAUGUGUGGAAGAAGGUGAAAUUUAUGUGUUUGACUACAAUCAGGUCGUCCAAAAGGUGAAGCGUUUGACCUCAUCGAAGAAGGUUGUUAAUGUGGAAAUUCGAGGACAACUCCGUUGGCAGACUACGGAGGAGAUCUAUAUAAACGUCACUGCUCGUAGCAAUUUGCACACAGUCGUUUGUGGUGACAACGAGGGGACGAUAUGGCUGUAUGACUUACAGAAACAGAUACUGGAGUGGCCGGAGUGCAGCAUUGGAGGAGCGAAAGAGGAAGAUACGCAAAUAAAAGAAAGCAUCACAUCCGGGUUUAAAAACCCUGUGGUCAACGCCACGGACAUUAGCCAUGAUGGACAGUACUUGGCCGCGGUGACUGAUAACAAUUUGGUGUGUAUAUGGAAGUUUUCCGGUUGAUGUUUGCUCUUCGACUUCCACACACUCCAGCUUAUCAUCCACCUGUCCUAGUCCAUCAGCGUCAGAGUAUCUGUUUACCCUGCUUUCUGAUGGACUCAUGUUCUGCAUUUCGCUUAUUUGUUGGUGUUCGAAUAGUCACGGUUCCUUUUUCUACUCACUACAUCAGAUUACAUUUUCGUACACAUCUUUUGUGUAAAUUGCUUUCGUCCCCUUUUAUUCCCAUGCUGCUGUUGUUUGUCUACUCUAAUCAUUUUUGCACAAUACUCAUCAAUUUAC
Molecule: messenger RNA, 6895 nt
Organism: Opisthorchis viverrini
Lineage: Eukaryota; Metazoa; Platyhelminthes; Trematoda; Opisthorchiida; Opisthorchiidae
Exons: 22
Coding region: 23-6619 (2198 amino acids)
Biological process (GO): negative regulation of DNA-templated transcription; chromatin organization; establishment of protein localization to chromatin
Cellular component (GO): nuclear origin of replication recognition complex; nucleus
Molecular function (GO): chromatin binding; protein binding
Source: RefSeq, a predicted model, not a curated record